Portunus trituberculatus (swimming crab) is the source of this 2209-nucleotide messenger RNA. RefSeq names its product poly(U)-specific endoribonuclease homolog. Gene Ontology annotation, molecular function: RNA endonuclease activity. NCBI's taxonomy places the organism in Eukaryota, Metazoa, Arthropoda, Malacostraca, Decapoda, Portunidae. The record is from RefSeq and is a predicted model, not a curated record. The transcript is spliced from 6 exons. Bases 546 to 1550 code for a protein of 334 amino acids.
CCAUCAGUGUGCGGCAGGGUUUGAUGCAGCAGGCUAUAGUGUCACGGCUCACCAGAACACCAAAACACGCUUAAAUUUAAAAAAAAAUCUGUGUCGCCAUUCAAAAAGGUUGCACCUAGUAUAUAUGGGGUUCAAAUUACUCGUAAUCAGUGGGUAAAAAAAAACACGUAGCUGAUUGUGGUGAAACUGUAGUAAUACCCAAAAAGUCACCUGCAUCACAACGUAAUCGCCUACGUCCGGUGAGAUACAGUAUUAUGACACAACUACCACAUCCUAUGAGUCCACAGUAUCACGACACGUAAGGACAAGGACAAGGAUCGUGAAGAAAGCUACAGCACGGUCCAGUGAACUCAGGCGGCCAGGCCGACAAAGUACUGGGAGACCGUCGCGUCAAGGACACACGUAUACCCACCCCUCAUCACAGUGGACUGAGGAGAGUUCAGGAAGUAGUGUUCGGUUUAUCCCACUGUGAGACGCAUCUGCACGCCUUGACGCGACACCAUAUUAACAACAAACAACACAUUUUCGUCACUUUUCUCGCAGUGAUGAUGAGGGGCUGGUGGUGCAUGACGCUGGUGGCGGUGCUGUGCACCGCGGCAGGUGCUGCAGGCUGUGCAAGGCGUGCUACCACCACCACCACCACCACAGCACCACCUAUAAUAGAGCCAGAAAUUCAGACAAUAAGAACAUCCUCCCAAAAUCAUGCAGGAGGAAGCAGGGGACAAGGAGGAAGUAGAAGCAGAAGUUCAACAAACAGUGUCAUGUCAACUACUCAGCUGCGAGCUGCAAGUGAAGAGCUGUUGGCAGUAGAUACAGGAAUGACCCAACCAUCCACCAAUGUGCAGGGCAAGACCUCAGGCAGUGUUACAGGGGAUGCUGCACCACGCCCUUUGUUCACAUCUGUGCCACGCACAUCUCUGUCCAAGGAUACUGUAAGACUCAUGCAGCAACUCCUAGAUAACUAUGAGCCACAAACAACAAGAAGGGAGACAAUAACCAAUGCUGAAAGAGCUGAAGAAAAUCAGUUCCUACAGGCACUCAUGCAGACUUCUGUCAUGCAGAAACUUGAAACCAUUCUGCAGCAAAAAAGUAAUCUCCUUCAAGGCAGACUUCGAGACAUACUCAAGCUAAUCUGGUUCACUCCAUACACUCGAGGUGGUCAACACCUUGCAUCAUCUGGCUUUGAGCAUGUCUUUGUUGGAGAAGUGAAGAACAGGAAAGUGUCUGGCUUCCACAACUGGUUAAGUUUCUUGAAGGAGGAGGGAGAAGGUGACCUUGACUAUAAAGGUUACAUUAAAAAGCUCGAUCUUGGUAACAAGGGUGAGAUAAUCAAGAUGCGGUUUGUGUGGCUGUCUGAUACCAAGCCUGUUGGAACAGUGUUUGUAGGUACUACCCCAGAGCUGGAGAUGGCCCUGUACACCCUAUGCUUCCUUGCCAAGCCCAACUCUCGAUGUCCAGUUCAGCUGAAUGGAAAGAAGUUCCAGAUCCAAACUUGGACUCAGUCUUACCAAGGGAAAACUUUAGUUGGUAGUGCUUAUCCAGAGAUAUAAGGUAAAAUGUAUGAAUGUACACACACUCAAAAAGGUAUCAUUACAAUAUGGUGUGACAAGUUUCACACCAAACAGGGUUGCUAAGCAUGUCUGUGCAGUGUCAAAUUGAAUCAAGCAGAAAAUAUAUGGGACAAGCAUUGAAUAUAGCUAAUAUCUAUAUAGUAAACAUAUAUUGCUUCAUUUAUGAGUGACGUUCAUUUGAAUCUUGCAAGUGUAGCUGCACUAACCCAAUGCAGAUAUACUGACAUCCAUCUUUAGUGUCAAUUUGUAUCAUGCUGAAUGUGUCAAUAAUUCUUUGAGUGUGUGUAUGUACAUGCUGAGUUUGAUGCCAUAAUGGAUCUUAUCACAUAUUGCAGGUGCUGAGCUGUUAUCUGUUUUCUAGGGCAUUGCAGAGGCUAAUACUUUUUCAUUAAUGGAAUACAUUUUUCCUUUCCUUUAGUCAUAUAUUUUCAUUGAAAUAUAUAUUCAUAAAACCAAUGAAAUAGUAAUGCUUUACAUUUACAGUGUAUGUACUGUUAUCAGUUUUUAAAAUAAUAUAAUCACUUGUAUACUUCAGUCUUCCUGCAAGCCAUUAUGAAAAUAUCAAUAGGAAGAUAAUAAUAUCAAAGUAUUAAUCCUUUAGAAAAUUUGUGGAGAAAAUAUAAAUAGUACUACCAAUG